This is a messenger RNA of Poecilia reticulata (guppy), 1871 nucleotides long. The record is from RefSeq and is a predicted model, not a curated record. NCBI's taxonomy places the organism in Eukaryota, Metazoa, Chordata, Actinopteri, Cyprinodontiformes, Poeciliidae.
AUGGACUUCCGAUUGUCUGGAAUGGUCAUGUCGGAGGAAGCGGUCUUGGAGCGAAGAAUCAGAAUAAAGAAGAAAAAGAUGUGCGACUCGACCGCAGAGCUGUCGACCCAACAGGAGCAGGUGGUUGAGGAGCUGCUCUCUGGCCUCCGCAGCACAUUUGACUCGUCGUUUUCACGCUUCACCGGCUUUAGGCCCAUGGACAGAGAUGUGUUGACGGGGAACCAGCCAUCCAGACCGCAGACCAGCAGCCUGAUGAAGAGCUGGUGUACGGCUGAAGAACAUGGAGAUGAACCUUCAACGUCCUUUUACCCCUGCUCCCUUUCCGCCACCUUCUCCCCGUCUCUCUUUUCCUCUUCCRCCCUCUCUUUCCUCACCGGUUGCUCUGAAAAAGGAGAGGACAACGUUGGAGACGAAAGCAGCAGCGUUUACACUAACCUCCCGCAUCUGGCCGACCUCACGACCUACAUGAUCCAGGACAUCAUCCGCUUUUCCAAAAGCCUUCAGGACUUCCGGUCACUAAGUAUUGAGGACCAGAUAUCUCUACUGAAGGGAGCCACGUUUGAAAUAAUGCAGAUUCGCUUCAACAUGGUGUUCAACACUACGACGAGCAACUGGGAAUGUGGCUGUAUUACGUACUGCAUACACGACGCAGUGCGAGGGGGUUUCCAGCCGCUCCUGCUUGAGCCCCUCUUCAAAUUUCACCACAAUCUGCGCAAACUGGACCUGCAGGAGGAGGAGUACGCCCUCAUCCAGGCCAUAUCGCUGUUUUCUCCAGAUCGUCCCGGGGUGCAGCAUCACGCCGCCAUCGAUAGAGUUCAAGAAAACCUGGCGGAAACUCUGAAAGCCUGGAUCGACUGCAAGAAAAAAGGCCCAAAGAAACACCUGCUGUAUCCCAAAAUGAUCGCCUGCCUCACGGAGAUGAGAACGAUGACGGAGGAGUACAGCAAGCAGAUUCUGCAGAUCCAGGACGUGCAGCCCGAUACCAUCUCUCCGCUCAUCAUGGAGGUGGUCAGCAAAAACCCCUGCAACAACAUCUGAGGCCCGAAACUGGCCACUUCCAGCAUUCGGCUCUUAUUUAGCCAUUUGGGGAGGGGAAAAAACUGAGCGUGCCCUUUGAUUCGCUGCUAUGUGAGGCACACAGGAAAGGCGACAAAGCCAUCUGCUUUUUGCACAAUUUCAAAGCAUUCGCUGGGCAGAAGCGAGCUUUACAGACUCACCGAUCUGCUGGUUUCAGGUGCUUUUGUUGUGGCAUUUUUGAGACGAUACGAGUUUUGAUGUUUACGAUGAUUUUCACUGCACUCAGAAUGAAGACUGCUCAGGACGCUAAGGGAAAACGUCUUCUGGAAGCAUUUAUACCGUCUCGCUUGUUACCUCAGGUUGUGUUCAGUUUUGUGUUUGUUGUGCUAUGUAAGACAGAAGUUUAACACUUAUUGUAAAUAGAACUGAACAGUAAAGGUGCUUUUUUGAAAUCUGUCAUUAUGUAGCCUGAUUAAGAUGUGUUAAUUUAUAUUAAGGUUCAGAAACCCCUCAAAAGUCAGUCUGUCUGGUGAUACCGAAUCAAUCUGAUAAAUCUUUUUCACAUGKAAAAAAAAGAUUUCUGUGGGGGGUUUUUUCAGGACAUUAAUUUGUUUAAGCCACAAUUAAGAUGUCAUUCAAAUGUUAAUGAAUGAAUCAAAGAGAAGUAAUAAUCAGGGCAUAAAUGAAACAAAUUAUUAAUCUGAUUAAUUAGAUUUGUUGACUAAUUAAAUGGGCAAAGAAAGCCACAAGCAAAAAUGCCACACUGCUUCUACUCUACGCGUUGAUGAAAAGGACAGACGUUGGAUAGAGAGCUUUCAAAAUAUUAUCUAAACUGAUUAAAGAGUUAAAGUUCA